Molecule: messenger RNA, 1064 nt
Organism: Tachyglossus aculeatus (Australian echidna)
Lineage: Eukaryota; Metazoa; Chordata; Mammalia; Monotremata; Tachyglossidae
Gene: NUDT21
Product: nudix hydrolase 21
Exons: 7
Coding region: 126-809 (227 amino acids)
Cellular component (GO): mRNA cleavage factor complex
Molecular function (GO): mRNA binding
Source: RefSeq, a predicted model, not a curated record
CGCCUGCUUCCAUGUUGGUGGCCGCAGCCGCUGCCGCCGUCGCCGCCGCCGCCGCCACGUCCAGCCAGUGAUCCGGGCCCGCCGCGAACGCCGCCCCUCCCGCCUCCGGUUCCCUUGAGGCCGACAUGUCCGUGGUACCGCCCAACCGCUCCCAGACGGGCUGGCCCCGGGGGGUCAACCAGUUCGGGAACAAGUACAUCCAGCAGACCAAGCCGCUCACCCUGGAGCGCACCAUCAACCUGUACCCUCUGACCAACUACACCUUUGGCACCAAGGAGCCGCUUUAUGAGAAGGACAGCUCAGUGGCCGCUCGAUUUCAGCGCAUGCGCGAGGAGUUCGAUAAGAUUGGAAUGAGGCGUACAGUAGAAGGAGUGCUGAUCGUUCACGAGCACAGGCUGCCCCACGUGUUGCUAUUGCAGCUUGGAACCACCUUCUUCAAGCUGCCUGGAGGGGAACUCAAUCCAGGGGAAGAUGAAGUGGAAGGACUCAAACGCCUGAUGACGGAGAUACUGGGACGUCAGGAUGGAGUCCAGCAAGAUUGGGUCAUUGAUGAUUGCAUUGGUAAUUGGUGGAGACCCAACUUUGAACCUCCGCAAUAUCCUUAUAUUCCAGCACAUAUCACAAAGCCUAAAGAACAUAAAAAACUCUUUUUGGUUCAGCUGCAAGAAAAGGCUUUGUUUGCGGUCCCCAAAAACUACAAACUGGUAGCGGCGCCAUUGUUUGAAUUGUACGAUAACGCGCCGGGGUAUGGACCCAUCAUCUCCAGCCUUCCUCAGCUUUUGAGCAGGUUCAAUUUUAUUUACAACUGAAUUCCUGAGCAGUGGAAGAGUGGUUAAAGAAGCCGUCUCUGUGAGCACAGCUAUAAAACGUAGAAGAAUGAACAUAAAGCAAUGGUUUUUUUUUUUUUUUCUUCUUUCUUCCCAGUCUGACUUUCUAUUAUUUGAAUAGUAAACUAAAUCUGAAGAAUUGUCCUAAAUAGUGAUGUAAACAAACGUGAUAGUGUUUUAUUCACUCUGGUUCUCCCCUCACUUUUUUUUUGUAAAACAUUAAACAAAAUGGAUCUA